AUGUGCGACUUUUCCGAAUACGGUGGCAAGUCUGAAGAAUGGCUAGCAGUAGAAGCAAGCCUACCACCGCCUCCAACAUUCGCCGAUAUUUAUGAGAGACAACGGGCAAUCAACCGAGGCAGAGAGGAAACUUCGGCUAGAGCCAUGCAACAGCUGGCCCCAUCUAUUCAUACCAAGGACCACAACAUUAUUGCCAGAGACGGAGCUACACUAGAAGCGCGAAGCUAUAGGCCAGUGUCUGUCGAGAAAGAUACUCGUCUUCCCAUUUACAUUCAUCUUCACGGAGGAGGCUACUUGUUCGGUACUCUCGCUUCGGAAGAUGCUAUAUCCACACGCAUUGCACUAGGUGCGGGAGUAACGGUUGUCAACGUCAACUACCGCCACACACCUGACGCUACCUUUCCUACAGCGUGGAACGACGUUGAAGAUGCCUUCUACUGGGUACACGAUCAUAUUGAUGAGCUUCAAGGCAACUCUGAUCAAGUCCUGGUCGGCGGUAUCUCGGCCGGUGCUCAACUUGCGGCUGCUUUGGUUUUGAGACAGAACAUUGCCUCGCCUGAUAUCCUCUCGAAGCCGAAGAUUGCCGGGCAGAUCUUGAUGAUCCCCGCUUUGGUUCGCUCAGAGUCAUACCAGCCACAGUUAGAUCAGCUGUUGGAUCCGAAGUUAUCCUCUCAUAUUGAGAAUGAACAUGCGCCUAUCCUUCCGCAGAAGGUCAUUCACUUCUUUACUAAGUUACUGGACCUUCCGCUCCAUGAUCCUCAAAACGAAGAUCUCCGGCUGAACACUGGCAAUGCAUCAACAACGCAAGUAAAAGGCUUGCCACCAACAGUGCUUGGUAUAGCCGGACAAGAUCCUUUGAGAGAUGAAGGACUACUCUAUGGGAAGAAACUGGCAGAAGCAGGCGUUCCCACAGAUAUUCAUGUUUUCAAAGGCUUACCUCAUGGGUUUCGCCGCUAUGGUGAACAAUUGACCGAGUCGAAGCGGUGGGACAAAGUCAUGGAAGACGGAAUUAGAUGGGCUCUCUCGAAUCCCAAGCCUUCUGGGAAGUUUGAAGUUAAAACUACUUAG
Molecule: messenger RNA, 1068 nt
Organism: Fusarium sp. VM40
Lineage: Eukaryota; Fungi; Ascomycota; Sordariomycetes; Hypocreales; Nectriaceae
Source: the annotation of a GenBank genome assembly